GCGCGUGCGGGCGCGGCCUUGGCGCGCCCCCUGGCGGCCCGGCGGGGCGCUGCGGGCGCGGCGCUGACCCGGAGGCGGCGGCGGCGGUGCCCGGAUGGAGGCACGUCAUUGUCCCCCGCCGGGCGGCUGGGCUGUGUGCGGCGGCGGCGGCGGCGGCCGAGGGGGAUGGAGCGAGCGCCGAGCCGGGUCAGAGGUGAACAAUGACCAUAGUUGACAAAGCUUCUGAAUCUUCAGACCCAUCAACCUAUCAGAACCAGCCUGGCAGUUCUGAGGCAGUCUCACCUGGAGACAUGGAUGCAGGUUCUGCCAGCUGGGGUGCUGUGUCUUCGUUAAAUGAUGUUUCAAAUCACACGCUUUCUUUAGGACCAGUACCUGGUGCUGUAGUUUAUUCAAGUUCAUCUGUACCUGAAAAAUCAAAACUAUCACCACAAAAGGAUCAAGCCCUAGGUGAUGGCAUUGCUCCUCCACAAAAAGUUCUUUUCCCAUCUGAGAAGAUUUGUCUUAAGUGGCAGCAAACUCAUAGAGUAGGAGCUGGGCUCCAGAAUUUGGGCAAUACCUGCUUUGCCAACGCAGCGCUGCAGUGUUUAACUUACACGCCACCUCUCGCCAACUACAUGCUAUCACAUGAACACUCCAAGACAUGUCAUGCAGAAGGAUUUUGUAUGAUGUGUACAAUGCAAGCACAUAUUACCCAGGCACUCAGUAAUCCUGGGGAUGUUAUUAAACCGAUGUUUGUCAUUAAUGAGAUGCGGCGCAUAGCUAGGCACUUCCGCUUUGGAAGCCAAGAAGAUGCCCAUGAAUUCCUGCAGUACACUGUUGAUGCUAUGCAAAAAGCAUGCUUGAAUGGCAGCAACAAAUUAGACAGACACACCCAGGCUACCACACUCGUUUGUCAGAUAUUUGGAGGAUACCUAAGAUCUAGAGUCAAAUGUUUAAAUUGCAAAGGUGUGUCAGAUACUUUUGAUCCAUAUCUCGAUAUAACAUUGGAGAUAAAGGCUGCUCAGAGCGUCAACAAGGCAUUGGAGCAGUUUGUGAAGCCGGAGCAGCUUGAUGGAGAAAACUCGUACAAGUGCAGCAAGUGUAAAAAGAUGGUUCCAGCUUCAAAGAGGUUCACUAUACACAGAUCUUCUAAUGUUCUUACACUUUCUCUGAAACGUUUUGCAAAUUUUACUGGUGGAAAAAUUGCUAAGGAUGUGAAAUAUCCUGAGUAUCUUGAUAUUCGACCGUAUAUGUCUCAGCCAAAUGGAGAACCGAUCAUUUAUGUUUUGUAUGCAGUACUGGUACACACUGGUUUUAAUUGCCAUGCUGGCCAUUACUUCUGCUACAUAAAAGCUAGCAAUGGCCUCUGGUACCAAAUGAAUGACUCCAUCGUAUCUACCAGUGAUAUUAGAUCGGUACUCAGUCAACAAGCUUAUGUUCUCUUUUAUAUCAGGUCCCACGAUGUGAAAAAUGGAGGUGAACUUACUCAUUCCACCCACAGCCCUGGCCAGUCCUCUCCCCGACCGGUGAUCAGCCAGCGGGUUGUCAGCAACAAACAGGCAGCAUCCGGGUUUAUCGGACCACAGCUUCCCUCUCACAUGAUGAAGAACCCACCUCAUCUAAAUGGGACGGGACCCUUGAAGGAAACGCCGAGCAGCUCCAUGUCAAGUCCUAACGGGAAUUCCAAUGUCAGUAGGACUGGCCCUGUUAACGCCUCAACGUCUGUUCAGAACUGGUCAGUUAACAGGCCCUCAGUUAUUCCAGAACAUCCCAAGAAACAGAAAAUCACGAUCAGUAUUCACAACAAGUUACCUGUGCGCCAAGGUCAGUCUCAGCCUACCCUUCACAGCAACUCUUUGGAGAGCCCUAACAAGCCUGCCCCGUCUUCUACCAUUACCACUUCUUCUGCAAUACAGUCUACCUCGAGUGCCCCCAUGAUGCCCGCGUCUAGUAAGGUAACAAAGCAGAUCACCCUGAGGGAGUCCUGCCCUGAGCCUAUGAUGAACGGCAGGUCCAAGCUGAGCUCCGGCGUGCUGGUCCCCUACGGCGCCGAGUCGUCCGAAGAGUCCGACGAGGAGGCGAAGGGCCUCGGCAAGGAGAACGGUCUCGGUCCCCCCGAGAGUGUGUGCGCCCCUGCUCCGGAGGCCAAAGAUGUCGGGGCCUCUCCGCACGAGCUCCGAGAGCCCGUGGCUCUAAAUGGUGCUACCAGUACGGACAGUGACCCGAAAGAAAACGGCCUGCCCUCAGAUGCUGCCACCUGCCAAGUCCAGCCUGUUCUACACUCAGAAAACGCCUUUUCUAAGGCAAACGGUCUCCCUGGGAAGUUGAUGCCUGCUCCUUUGCCACCUCUCCCAGAAGACAAAAUCUUAGAGACCUUCAAACUCGGCAGCAAAGGGAAAGGCCCCACAGAUGAGGCAAGUACAACUGGGACAGAGGAGAGGCCUCCGCAGGACCCUGAGGCUGACCUGGAGGCUGGCAGCUCCGCUCCCGAUUCCCGUGAGAACCUGGAGCUGGUCACGAGCCUUAGCAGCAAAUUUAAGAAGGUUUUGUCGCCCUCGGACCCCAGCAUCAAACCUACCAAAGAAGAAGUCUCUGAAAACAUUUUGGCAAAACCCGAGGAGGCUUUGCCGAGUAUCAACACCUUUUGUAACACCAACAAGGAUACCCUCGGGGACGAUCAGCUUCCUAAACCGUGUGACCCUGGGAAUUUAACAAACGAUCAGAGCAAACCGUCCCAGGACGUGAAAGGGAUGUUACCAGAGCGUCCCCAGGACCCGGCGGCAGCAGAAGCAGCGGGGAGGCUGAGCCCGAGUCCCUUGUCACGUACCGAGGGCGACUGUGAGCCUGAGCCCUUGGGUCACAGCAGUCGGGACAGAGGCACGGAUGUGGAGGGUCCCCCUCAAAGCACAGGGGUGUCCGCAGAUGGGGUACCCUCUCCGCAAUUAGACAGGAUCGCAGAAAACCGUCCAGAGGGGGUCCCCGAGCAAAGUAACGGUGAGAGAGGUGAAGACGGUAAGGCCGGGCAGAAGGUCCAGGAGGCUUGUCCAGUGCAGGAAAAAAUCAGCAGCCUCAGAAAGGUGGACCGAGGACAUUACCGCAGCCGGCGAGACCGGUCGUCCAGCGGCGAGCGCGCGCGGGCGAGCAGGAGCAGGACCGAGGACCAGCGUCGCCGGAAGCGGCCCCGCCACGGGCGGGAGCAGCCCCGGUCCGAGUGGCCCGAGCCCUGCGCCGCGGCCCUGCACGCCCCCUGCCCCGGGUCCCUGGCCAGGUCCGGCCACCGGCGCUCCCGGAGCAGGGGGAUCCCCGACCAGGAGUGGGGCCGCUACCACCAUGGCGAGGGCGAGCACGCCUGGGCCCGGGAGAAGCACUACCCGGACAGGAUGCGCUGGGGGCGGUGCAGGUACCACCACGACAGGUGCGCCUCGUACCCGGCCCGCGAGCCGCGGGACUGGAGGCCCUUCCACGCCGAGCGAGAGUACGACCGAGCCGGGCCCUAUGGCAGCCGGCCCUACAAGGACCACUACAGAGGCCGGAAGGGCUACGAGCCGGCGGCCAAAGAGAGGGACCGGCACCGCUUCAGCAGCCCCCGGGCGGGCCUGGCCCACGCGCCCCCUCCGCACCUCGCUGACAAGCAUGCCCACGAAAAGGCUGCGCUGGGGGCUGAAGACAGCAGCUGUGACCUCGCCGGUCGGUUUCACGAACACAAGGACAUCAAGUCACGGAAACGGAGGUACGGUAGUGUAGAGAAUGAUGACAGUCACGUAGAAAAGAAAGCCUGGAGAAGCUUACAAAAGGAUCCUUUAGAGGAGCCUAAAGUGAAGAAGCACAAAAAAUCAAAGAAGAAAAAGAAAUCCAAAGACAAACACCGAGACCGAGAUUCCAGGCAUCAGCAGGACUCAGACCUUUCGGUAGCGCACUCUGAUGCUGACCUCCACAGACACAAGAAGAAGAAGAAGAAGAAGAAGAGGCACUCAAGGAAAUCGGAGGACUUGGUUAGAGAUUCAGAACCACACUUGCCCAAGGCCGCCAGCUGUGAGACUGUGGACCAUUUCCGGAGAGCGGACAGCGCUUUCCCCCUCACAGACAGCCAGCCUCUGGAGGGUGUGGGACCUUUCCGUGAGAAAACAAAACAUUUCUGGAUGGAAACCAGGGAUGACAGGUGUCAUCCGUCUGACUGUGGCCAGGGUAAGAGGACAUACUUGGAACUGCGAAUAUAGAAACUCUUUUCUUUGGAAAGGGUGGUUAACACAGGGAAGGAGCCUCAAAGGGCGUAGAAGGUGUAAGUCCCCUCUGAGCUCCCCGCCCUGUGUCCUCUGCCCGACGGCUGGCCCGAGGCUGCUGUGGCCGGUCUCGAUGGUUAGCCGUGCCGCCUCGGCGCUUACUGGAGACCUGAGUUACGCGGAACCGGGAACCUCUGGAAUUUAUGGCUCUGAGUGUCUGAUUGUGGACCAGAACUUGUGUUUUUAAGCAAUUUUUGAUAGAAAUAUUGUUGUGGUACAUUCCUUCUCUCCAGAAUCCUUAAGCCUUUGGCACUGGGAGUAGAACCUAGAACUCAGUUUGGUGACUGGCUCGCUGGACGUCACGCUUCAGGCCUGGGUUGGUGGGGCUUGGGCUCCUGACGGGGUUCCCUGGGUCACUGCAGGCCUCUGGGCUCUGGGAUUCUUGUCUGCUUUGCACAGUUCUGUCUUCCCUUGUACCUUCCCAGCCUUUUCUACUCUGAUUGCUCUGAAAGCAGCCCCCCUUGCUUCCUCAUCUGUUCCGAUGACCUUCGACCCUGGAAGGAGUGCUGAGCGUAUUUGAGGGGGCCGGGGGCCUAGGGCAGGGCUGGACUGGCCACCGCCUUUGCGCGGCCUGACGGUAAGGAAGAAUUUGACGUUUUUAAAUGGUUGGAAGAGUCAAAAGAAGAAUAUUUCAUUUCACAUGAAAAUCAUGUGAAAUUGAGGUGUCUGUAGAGCCGCAAUGAGCCCAGCCCAGCCCGCCCGUCCGCCCGUCCACGGGGCAAGGUGUGCUGGCCUCGCCCUGGACCCCCGAGGUGCACCCCCGCGACCCUGCCCGCUGUCCCAGAUGCCCGGGGGCCACGGGGUUCUCGACUGCGUCCUGGACCCGGGUGAGGUGUCGUUUGUUCGGGGGCAGCCCUGUCCCAUGCAGUGGCCCGGUCCCACGGUGGGUGGUGGAGGAGGGACAGAGGGCCGCACAGUGCUCUGGCGUUUGGGAGGAGCAGAGAGCAGAAGGGGUGGCGCGUUGCCGAGUGGUGGGGGGCAUGCUGGGGCACGCGGCGUGGGUGAGGAGUCGUCGGGGCGGCAGGAGAGGGACGCUACCGGUGGGCUUGCUCUCUGUGUUUGUUAAGAGGGGAAUUCUUUGCAUUUCCACACUGGUUUCCCAUGAACAGUUCAGCGAUUCGGGGAAGGCACUUGGUGGGGAUGAGUCCCUGCUGACGUCUGCUUGGCGCUUGGGGCGAAGUGGAGACGGGCUGUUCGUGUGCAUUCUGCGCAGGUCCGCGGGGAUUCUACGUUUUUGCCAGAAUCUUCCCCUUCCGGCUGCAGGUCUCUGGUGAGGACCACAGCUGGAGGCCGCCAGCGCACCCGCAGAGCUGGCUCGGGGGACAGUAGGUGGCGUGCAAAGCCCAGUAGUGGGCAUGUGGUGGCCCAGACGCGCGUCUCCAGAGGCUGCAGGCAGGGGGGUGGCCCCUUUCCUGUCCUCGAUCUGACGGCGCCCAAUGACUGGUGUGCGCCUGGCUCGGGCGCCCGUCCCGUCCUGACCUCCCGGGAAGGGCCACCUGCUCGGGCCCAGGCCAAGCAUCGCUGUGGGCUGGUGGAGGCCAGACCUCUUGGCCUGCGUGUGUCUGUCCUGGUGCCUCGACCACUGACCUCUCUUCCACACUCCUGUUCUCUGGCGCCAUCAAGCUCUCGAUUUCUUUGGCCUAAGAUCUGUUCGCACCUAAUGUUGAAACGCUGAUGGGCUUACUGGGGUCAGAGUGGACUAUGCCCGAGGGGACGUGGCCCUCAGUCGUCACCUCAACUCUUGUUUUCAGUGAAGCACUUGGAGACACAGCUUGUGUAGGACUGAUUUCAGGCAACAGACAUUAAGCUUCUGAGGACUGCUUCUGAGUGUAGUCACGUAACGCACACACAGCGUAGGCACUAAAAUUUUUGCAAAACCAUCAUUAAAAUGUUUCCUAACCUUUG
Balaenoptera acutorostrata (minke whale) is the source of this 6164-nucleotide messenger RNA. It is a transcript of the gene USP42, whose product is annotated as ubiquitin specific peptidase 42. The record is from RefSeq and is a predicted model, not a curated record. Gene Ontology annotation, biological process: protein deubiquitination; regulation of apoptotic process. The transcript has 16 exons. Gene Ontology annotation, molecular function: cysteine-type endopeptidase activity; cysteine-type deubiquitinase activity. Gene Ontology annotation, cellular component: nucleus; cytosol. Bases 201 to 4196 code for a protein of 1331 amino acids. NCBI's taxonomy places the organism in Eukaryota, Metazoa, Chordata, Mammalia, Artiodactyla, Balaenopteridae.